Esox lucius (northern pike) is the source of this 6012-nucleotide messenger RNA. RefSeq names its product solute carrier family 8 member 4a (gene slc8a4a). Gene Ontology annotation, cellular component: axon; sarcolemma; postsynapse. Lineage: Eukaryota; Metazoa; Chordata; Actinopteri; Esociformes; Esocidae. Gene Ontology annotation, biological process: calcium ion import across plasma membrane; cell communication; sodium ion transmembrane transport. Bases 901 to 3744 code for a protein of 947 amino acids. The transcript has 9 exons. Gene Ontology annotation, molecular function: calcium:sodium antiporter activity. The record is from RefSeq and is a predicted model, not a curated record.
UUCUUUCUCGCGCCCUGUUUCUGCAUUGUGUCAAACCAUGUCCACCGAUAGACACAAUAGGAAAGGGCUAUAUUCGCAUUAAUACCGAUGACUACAUAGCCUUUACCAUCCCUUUCACUCCAUUCUCAUCGCUUUUGCUUCUAUGCUACUGAUGCUGAUUUGAGCGUCGGGUUUGCGUGUUUUUAGUCCGUCUCCAUCAAUCAUUCGCGCCGCCACCCAUGUGCAUCCCUGUCGUAGUUAUGUUAUCCUACUGCAACCUACUAUGAUCAUUUUUAAACAUUCUGCUGAAUCUCUUCGUUCUUUGAUUGAGUUAGUAUAGAAAAAAGCAGUUUGUUCUUCUGAAGAAGAAAUGGCCGAUGCAAGAGUAGCGAGGACGUUCUAGCAAUGUGUCAAUAAUUAAACUAAAUCAUUCUUCAUUAACCGCUCAUUUACUGUUAACAGAGACUACUGAGACUUUGGAUUUUUGAAAAAUGUCAACAUAGAUUCUGGAUUAUUUAGUAUGAAUAAAAGGCCAAUCCAAGUUCGCCACAAAACGUUCCUGUGAAUCCUAUUCGUGAAGAAGCGCAGAGACAAGCACAACAACGUCUCCAAGAUCCGGCGCAUCAACAUCGGAGCACCAUUGAUGUGUUCUUUGGAAGUGACAUACACUGAGUGUUGCCACAUUGAACGCGGAGGAGUCGACGAACAGCAGGCAGCUGAUAUUGGGGAGCCAGUGAGUAUUAAAGGAAGAAAACCUGUUUGUCGCCUGCCAUUUCCAAGAGCUAGGGGUGAUGAUCUGUUAAGAUCACCAGUUUCUCACUCCCUGCUGGCAGCAGCGCUGUUCAGAGGUGUCUGUUGAGAAGUUGGACGUGAAGUGGACUGACCUCUGGAGCCAGCUGACACGAAUGUUCGGACGCUGGCAUGUUCCGAACCCGAAUUCUGAGCCUUGCCCGUCCCUCCGCCUCCUCCUCCUGUCUCUCCACCUCCCUCUCCACCUCCCUCUCCCUUCUCUUACUGCUCACGCACCUCUGCCAGGCCAGUUCAGACCACGCAGCCCCCGGCAGGCCGCCGAACAACUGCUCCGAUGGGGAUCCCUGUUCUGAGGGCGUGGUCCUUCCCAUGUGGAACCCCCAGAACCCGUCGGUGGGCGACAAGGUGGCGCGGGCCAUCGUCUACUUUGUGGCUCUCAUCUACAUGUUCCUGGGCAUGUCCAUCAUCGCCGACCGCUUCAUGUCUUCCAUUGAAGUCAUCACCUCUCAGGAGAAAGAGAUCACCAUCAAGAAGCCCAACGGGGAGACCAGCACCACCACCGUCCGCAUCUGGAAUGAGACAGUGUCCAACCUGACCCUGAUGGCCCUGGGCUCGUCUGCCCCGGAGAUCCUGCUGUCCGUUAUCGAGGUGUGUGGCCACUCGUUUGAGGCCGGCUCUCUUGGCCCCAGCACCAUUGUCGGUAGCGCGGCCUUCAACAUGUUCGUCAUCAUCGCCCUCUGCGUGUACGUGGUGCCGGAGAACGAGACGCGCCGGAUUAAGCACCUGAGGGUGUUCUUCGUCACGGCGGCCUGGAGCAUUUUUGCGUACAUAUGGCUCUACCUGAUCCUGGCUGUCAUCUCCCCGGGCGAAGUGGAGGUCUGGGAGGCCGUGCUCACCUUUAUGUUCUUCCCCAUCUGCGUGGUUCAGGCCUGGGUUGCCGACCGACGCCUGCUCUUCUACAAGUACAUCCACAAGCGCUACCGCGUGGACAAGGCUCGUGGCAUCAUCAUUGAGACGGAGGGAGACGGCAUGUUCACCAAGAUGGACAUGGAGAUGGACGGCCAGGGGGGCAACUCCCACCACCAUCCCAAGGACAUGCUAGAUGGAAUGCUGGAUGGGGCAGAGGAAGGCGGUGGGACAGGCUCAGAGGAGGACGAGGCUCGACGGGACAUGGCCCGCACCCUAAAGGAGCUGAAGCAGAGACACCCAGAGAAGGACACGGAGCAGCUGAUCGAGAUGGCCAACUACCAGGUGCUGGUUCAGCAGCAGAAGAGUCGGGCUUUCUACCGCAUCCAAGCCACUCGCAUGAUGAUCGGGGCUGGGAACAUCCUGAAGAAGCAUGCUGCCGACCAGGCCCGGAAGGUGGUGAGCUGCCACGAGGCCAGCGGACAGGAGGAGGACCCCCACACCAUCUAUCUGCAGUUUGAACCCUCUCACUACCAAUGCUUUGAGAACUGCGGCUCCCUCAAACUGUCGGUCGGGCGCCAUGGGGGCGAAAGCGGCUGUACAGUCAAGGUGGACUAUCGAACAGAGGACGGCACGGCCAACGCCGGCUCAGACUAUGAGUUUGCUGAGGGCACAUUGGUCUUCAAACCUGGAGAGACAGUGAAGGAGCUGACCGUGGGAGUGAUUGACGAUGACAUAUUCGAAGAGGACGAGCACUUCUACGUUCAUCUCAGCAACCCUCGUAUCGUCCACCGCGCCGAGACGGCCGUCCUGGAACCCAGCACCAUAACCACCACCAGCAGCAUGAGGAACCUCUCCCCCCACGUUCCCCCCAAGGCUGCCCUGGGCAAUGCUCACACCGCCACGGUAACCAUCUACGAUGACGACCACGCGGGCAUCUUCACGUUCGAGGUCGAUUCCAUGAGAGUGAGCGAGAGCGUGGGCACCAUGCAAGUGAAAGUGCACAGGACGUCCGGGGCCAGGGGCAAGGUGGCCAUCCCCUACCACACCCAGGAGGGCACAGCCAAGGCAGGGGAGGACUAUGACGAGGUGGCCGGCAAACUGGAGUUCCAGAACGACGAGACCAUGAAGUUGUUGGAGGUUAAGAUCAUUGAUGAUGAGGAGUAUGAGAAGAACAAGACGUUCAUCAUCCAACUCGGGGAGCCGGUCCUGCUGGACAUCGGACGGAAACAUGGAGACACCAAUGACAACAAGCCAGCAGUAAAUGAUGAGGAGGAGGUGUCCAAGAUGGGCUGUCCCAGCUUGGGAGAACACACCAAACUGGAGGUGGUGAUUGAGGAGUCCUAUGAGUUCAAGAACACGGUGGAUAAACUGAUCAAGAAGACCAACCUUGCCCUGGUGGUAGGAAGCAGCAGCUGGAGAGAGCAGUUUGUCAAUGCUGUCACUGUCAGUGCAGGUGAUGAUGAUGAGGAGGAGAGUGGGGAGGAGCGGCUGCCGUCCUGUUUUGACUACAUCAUGCACUUCCUCACAGUGUUCUGGAAGGUUCUGUUUGCCUUUGUCCCGCCCACAGAGUACUGGAAUGGCUGGGCCUGCUUCUUUGUGUCCAUCUCUCUGAUCGGUGUUCUGACUGCUGUGACUGGGGAUCUAGCCUCUCAUUUUGGCUGCACAGUGGGGCUGAAGGACUCGGUCACUGCCGUGGUAUUUGUGGCCCUGGGUACUUCAGUGCCAGACACCUUUGCCAGUAAAGUGGCGGCCAUCCAGGACCAAUACGCUGACGCCUCCAUUGGCAACGUGACGGGCAGUAAUGCAGUGAAUGUGUUCCUGGGCAUCGGUGUGGCGUGGACCAUUGCGGCCGUCUAUUGGAAAACCAAGGGCAAGAAAUUCCUCGUGGAGCCCGGCUCGCUGGCCUUCUCCGUCACCCUGUUCACCAUCAUGGCGUUUGUCUGUGUGCUGGUGCUGAUGUACCGCCGCCGAGCCGGCGUGGCAGGAGGUGAACUGGGGGGUCCGCGGACCGCAAAGUUCCUCACCUCCAUCCUGUUCUUCUCCCUCUGGCUCAUCUACAUCAUGCUGGCCUCCCUGGAGGCGUACUGCCACGUGCCAGGCUUCUGAGAGACACGGAGACCGCUCGUCUCUUACUGUUUACAUGUCUAGCCCUCUCGUUGUCGUGUACUUUUCUCAGUGUUUUGAGGUGUUUAUAUCGUCAGUUAUUAUUGCUACAGUGGUUGCUUCACUCUGAAGACUUGUCUCUCAUUUAUAAUGAUGUGAAUGGGAGCCGUAGUCAUUUUGUGGGAAGAGUACUAAGACCAGCUGUUAUUGACUUGGUGUAUACUGGAUCUUGGGAGGACUUAUACCUUGAGGUAUAGCUUUUGUCUGACUAGGCUGUCUGCACAAAUGAGGGAAAUGAAAUUACACUAGGCAUUUUUGAGAAUGCUCCUAUUUUGUUAAUAGUCUAUCUUGAACCCUUUGGCCACACGGCCCCUUUCAGAUGGGGCACAGCACUCAUUAAUCAGUCACCGUGUUUUGGAAAGAAUGCACAAUGACUCAGAGAUCAAAGCUGGCCUAGGUACUCCCACUCUCCAAACCACAACAUUGGUUCCUGGUUGACCAACAAUCUAACCCUACCAAGCACAAUUAUUCUCUGCCCUGAACAUUGUGAUCCCAUCCUCUCUCUUAUUUCCAACACUGUCAUGUGCUUGUCUUGUAGACAUUUUAGAAAAUUAUGUUCAUGUUUUUGAAAAGCCAAGUUAGUAAGAAUGUUUGAAGGUUUUGUAGAUUAAACAAUGCCAUACUUGAUCUGUAAAGAGAGCACAUGUCAUGGGAACCAUUGAGUGGGAGAACUAGUUAGCAUUGUACAACAUUAGAAUUAGCAGCUACUGAGACCAAAACAUUAUGUAAAAUGUUUUUCAGGAAAUGGUGAUCAGUUGAACAAAGCUGUCAGUGUUUGUUAAUAAGGUCAAUAUUCAUAUUAAUUAUCUGGAACUAUUGUAUAUCAUGUAAAAGAUAAAAUCACUACUAGGUGUGUACAUGUGGGAAAUAGACUGAGAGUGUGAAUGUGUCUUUUGCAUGUGUUGGAUGAAGAAUUGUAUGAUAGAAACAUUUCGAAGUAUGUACAACUUUUUAAUAUGGCUACAAUCAUAAUUCGUUUGGGUGCUUAUAUUUGUCCUAUUUCACACAUGUAAAAGGUAUAUGCGUUUGUGAAUUUGGAACAUGUCUCAUUCUUCCUGGGGUGUCCUCAGAGGGUGGGAUCAUAGCCGGGGAAUCCGACGUUAUUGAUGCAACCAAUGAGCGAUUACGGUUUAACUGCCUUGCUCAAGAGCGGAACAACACAUUUCCUUUCUACCAUGUUGGCUCUGGGACUCGAUUCAGCAACCUUUUGCUUACUGGCCCAACACUUUGAACCUGUCCCACGUCAUAAUGAGUGUAAGUCUAGGUGGGAAUCCAAGCUAAGCACAGAAAAAUGUCUAUCACUGCCUGUCUCCUUGAUCCAAACAGUAGCCCUUUAGACACCUGGUUCCCACAUGCUUCCUUUGUCCUAAUCUUAUCCAGAUUCUAAUUAUGCCCACAUCUUUACACAGGUGUAGCUUAAAAUAACUGUUCUGAUUGUGAUAAGGUUUUGCAAGGGUACACACACAGGAUGACAUCAAUAUCAGGACAAAGAUUGCAUUUUAGAGGCAGGCAUAAAAAGGGCUUCUGUCUAGUGACAACCUCUUGCAAACCUCUUAAAGGACGGAAAUCAAUGUGACACAAGACCUGCCACAUUAUUUUUGCUUCUUUAAGAGUGUUCUUUGAAAUAUACAUUUGGGACCAUGUUAAAACAGAUUCUUUCCUAAGAUGUUAUGAAUGGGGAAGCGUAUGGGUGUGGAUCAUAAUUCAAGGUAUUUGUUCUCAUUGUCUUCAGACUUACUGUGGAUGGCAUGACUUCAUACCUUCAACAAAUGUUUACUCAGAAAAGGGUAUGGAUUUCAACAAUGAAAUGUCUACACUUCUACUGAUGUUCCAGAAAGGAAUCCUCUCAAAUCUCUGUUACAUUCAGAGUUGGAAGAUGUUUCGGCUACAUGACUGUCAAAGCACUCCAUACAGGAUAAAUAUUAUUUUGAAACCUUAAGGUUAGUUAGUUAAUUUCCUACAAAUAUCACAAACGUAUCCGUAUAUAGAGUUUGUAAUUUUAACAAAAUAACUAUAAUAUUAUGAAAAAACAGUAAAACCAAAUUUUUGCCAAAACCUUCACAGGACAAUGUGUAGACCUCAUAUUUUUGAAAUCUAGGAUCCUCAGAUCCUUGAUAAUAAUUUCUAGAUGUGUUCAUAAUUACCUCAUUGCUGCUUUUAUUUGGAUUUAAAUGCACGCUAAAUGUAUUUUCUGUGGAAAUAAAAGUUAUU